AUGGUUGCAGGUCAGAGUAGACUUCAAAGAAUUCACUGUAAUUAUAACUGUGUAAACAAGAGAAAGUUAACUGCUGCAAUAACAGGACUAUCAUGGGCAAAAUCUGCUCAUAUUGGGACACUGCUUCAGCUCUACAAAUUUCUACAGCUCACUGUUGGUCCUUUUGAGCCUAUCUUCAGUGACCGAGGUCAGUUUAUUUCUCUCUACCAGAUGGCCCCCAAAGGCACAACUCUGUCUCUUGCCAUGGUCUCUUUGAUGCUUCAUUUUGGCUGGACCUGGAUUGGUCUGCUUAUCCGAGAUGAUCACAGAGGGACUCAGUUUCUAGCAGAUAUCAGAGAAAAGAUGGAGAAAAAUCAAGUCUGCAUUGCUUUUGUUGAAAUGAUCCAAAGUACCUUGAAUUCAUUAUCAUACAAAUACUGGAAAAGUCUUGGCAUCAUCCAGGAAACAUUGGCCAAUAUUAUCAUCAUUUAUGGUGACAAUGAUUCACUACAAGGUUUAAUGAGCAACAUAGGGCAACAGAUUUUGAUGAGUAAAGUCUGGGUCAUGACCUCUGAGUGGGAUGUUACUAAUAUCGCUGAUUAUUUCUUGCUAGAUUCAUUCCACGGAAGUCUCAUUUUUUCACAACACCAUAAGCAGGUGCCUGAAUUUAAAAAUUUUAUUCCAACGGUUAAUCCUUAUAAAUGCCCAGAAGACAAUUACCUUCCUAAGUUGUGGUUUUUGUUCUUCAAGUGCUCAUUUUCAGAGCUUGAUUGUCAUCUUUUGGACAAUUGCCAACCCAAUGCUUCCUUGGAAUUACUGCCUGGACAUAUGUUUGAGAUAGUAAUGAGCGAAGACAACUACAAUACAUACAAGGCUGUCUAUACUGUGGCCCACAGUCUCCAUGAGAUGAGUCUUCAGCAAGUACAAAUGCAACCAUUUGGAAAUGGGGAAAGAAUGGUGUUCUUCCCCUGGCAGAUUCCUCAUUCUGUGUGCAGUGAGAGCUGUGGUCCUGGAUUCAAGAAAGUUUCCCUAGAGGGCAAGGCUGUUUGCUGCUAUGAUUGCACUCCUUGUGCAGACAAUGAGAUUUCCAAUGAGACAGGUAUGGAAAAGUACAUCAAGUGUCCAGAGAGUCAUUAUGCAAACUCAGAGAAGAAACACUGCCUCCAGAAAGCUGUGAGUUUUCUUAACCAUGAGGACCCCUUGGGGAUGUCUCUCACAACCAUAGCUCUGUGCUUCUCUGUACUCACAACUGUGGUUCUUGGACUCUUUGUGAAGCACAGAGACACUCCAAUUGUCAAAGCUAAUAAUAGGACCCUUAGUUACACAUUGCUUAUCACAUUCACUGUCUGUUUCCUAUGUGCCUUGCUCUUCAUUGGCCAUCCCAACAAUGUAAUCUGUAUCCUGCAGCAGAUCAUAUUUGGAGAUGCUUUCACUGUGGCUCUUGCCACUGUGUUGGCCAAAGCUAUCACUGUGGUUAUUGCCUUCAAGGUUACUUUUCCAGGGAGAGUGGGCCUCAGAUGCAUAGCCCAAGGCAAGAAAGAGUUCCAGAAUUCUCAGUGGCAGUGGAAGAGGAUCUUGUUUAAUCACAGUCAUGCAUAUGCCUAUAACUCCUCUGAGUGUUAUUACAGAAUGAAAGAAGAUUUUCACCAUGAAGGAGAUGUAACCAUUGGUGUAUUUUUCCCAGUACAUACUUUCUACACAGGCAACAAAGUUCCACAUUCUUAUCUGCCAAACAUUUACACCGACUUUCACAUACAGUAUAAUUUUAAAUUACACCAGUUGGUUCUGGCCCUGGUAUUUGCCAUUGAGGAGAUCAACAGGAACCCUCAUCUUUUACCCAACAUAUCUCUGGGAUUUGACUUCUAUAAUGUCCCAUACAGUGAGAAAAACAUUCUUACGAAUGCUUUUUUUUGGAUCACAGGCCUGAGUAGUCAUCAGAGUCUUUACUGUAAUUAUAACUGUGUAAAUGAGAGAAAGUUAACUGCUGCAAUAACAGGACCAUCGUGGGCAAAAUCUGCCCAUAUUGGGACACUGCUUCAGCUCUACAAAUUUCCACAGCUCACUGUUGGUCCUUUUGAGCCUAUCUUCAGUGACCGAGGUCAGUUUACUUCUCUUUACCAGAUGGCCCCCAAAGGCACAACUCUGUCUCUUGCCAUGGUCUCUUUGAUGCUUCAUUUUGGCUGGACCUGGAUUGGUCUGCUUAUCCGAGAUGAUCAUAGAGGGACUCAGUUUCUAGCAGAUAUCAGAGAAAAGAUGGAGAAAAAUCAAGUCUGCAUCGCUUUUAUUGAAAUGAUCCAAAGUACCUUGAAUUCAUUAUCAUACAAAUACUGGAAAAGUCUUGGCAUCAUCCAGGAAACAUUGGCCAAUAUUAUCAUCAUUUAUGGUGACAAUGAUUCACUACAAGGUUUAAUGAGCAACAUAGGGCAACAGAUUUUGACGAGUAAAGUCUGGGUCAUGACCUUUGAGUGGGAUGUUACUAAUAUCGCUGAUUAUUUCUUGCUGGAUUCAUUCCAUGGAAGUCUCAUUUUUUCACAACACCAUGAGCAGGUGGCUGAAUUUAAAAAUUUUAUCCAAACAAUUAAUCCUUAUAAAUACCCAGAAGACAAUUACCUUCCUAAGUUGUGGUUUUUGUUCUUCAACUGCUCAUUUUCAGAGCUUGAUUGUCAUCUUUUGGAGAACUGUCAACCAAAUGCUUCCUUGGAAUUACUGCCUAGACACAUUUUUGACAUGGUAAUGAAUGAAGACAGCUACAAUACAUACAAGGCUGUCUAUACUGUGGCCCACGGUCUCCAUAAGAUGAGUCUUCAGCAAGUACAAAUGCAACCAUUUGGAAAUGGGGAAAGCAUGGUGUUCUUCCCCUGGCAGCUUAAUCCUUUCUUGAGGAAUGUCCAUGUGGGAGGCAACAUGGCUUUAGAAUGGAAACAGAAGUUAGAUGAUGAUAAGUAUGAUAUUCUCAACUUUUGGAAUUUUCCAAAGGGUCUUGGACUAAAAGUGAAAGUAGGAAAUUUUUUGCCCAAUGCUCCCCAGAGUCAACAGUUGACUUUAUCUGAGAAGAUGAUACGAUGGCCAGAAAGAUAUUCAGAGCUUCCUAAGUCUGUGUGCAGUGAGAGCUGUGGGCCUGGAUUCAGGAAAAUUUCCCUAGAGGGCAAGGCUGUUUGCUGCUAUGAUUGCACUCCUUGUGCAGACAAUGAGAUUUCCAAUGAGACAGCAGAUAUGGAAAAUUGCAUGAAGUGUCCAGAGAGUCAUUAUGCAGACACAGAGAAGAAACACUGCCUCCAGAAAGCUGUGAGUUUUCUUAACCAUGAGGACCCCUUGGGGAUGUCUCUCACAACCAUAGCUCUGUGCUUCUCUGUACUCACGACUGUGGUUCUUGGACUCUUUGUGAAGCACAGAGACACUCCAAUUGUCAAAGCUAAUAAUAGGACCCUUAGUUACACAUUGCUUAUCACACUCACUGUCUGUUUCCUAUGUGCCUUGCUCUUCAUUGGCCAUCCCAAUACUGCAACCUGUAUCCUGCAGCAGAUCACAUUUGGAGGUGCUUUCACUGUAGCUCUUGCCGCUGUGUUGGCCAAAGCUAUCACUGUGGUUAUUGCCUUCAAGGUUACUUUUCCAAGGAGAGUGGUGAGGUGGUUAAUAAUAUCAAAGGCUCCGAACUUCAUCAUCCCCAUAUGUACUCUGAUCCACCUAGUCCUCUGUGGAAUAUGGCUAGGGACCUCUCCUCCCUUCCUUGACCAAGAUGUUCAUGCUGAACAUGGACAUAUCAUCCUUGUGUGUAACAAGGGCUCAGAUUUCGCCUUCCAUGGUAUACUGGCAUAUCUCUGCUCCUUGGCAAUUGGGAGUUUUACGAUGGCUUUCAUGUCACGGAAUCUGCCUGACACAUUCAAUGAAGCCAAGUUCCUGUCAUUCAGCAUGCUGGUGUUCUUCUGUGUGUGGAUCACAUUCCUCCCUGUCUACCACAGCACCAAGGGGAAGGUCAUGGUGGCUAUGGAAGUCUUCUCUAUCUUGGCUUCUAGUGCAGCCCUCCUCGGCUUCAUUUUUGCCCCUAAGUGCUAUAUUAUCUUAAUAAGGCCAGAUAAGAACUCAAUUCAUCAUAUCAGGAACAAGCCACAUUCUAGAAGGAAUAACCCUCUCAAAACCUAG
This is a messenger RNA of Peromyscus californicus insignis, 4119 nucleotides long. RefSeq names its product vomeronasal type-2 receptor 116-like. Gene Ontology annotation, cellular component: membrane. The record is from RefSeq and is a predicted model, not a curated record. Lineage: Eukaryota; Metazoa; Chordata; Mammalia; Rodentia; Cricetidae. Gene Ontology annotation, biological process: G protein-coupled receptor signaling pathway. Gene Ontology annotation, molecular function: G protein-coupled receptor activity. The transcript is spliced from 13 exons. The coding region runs from base 1 to 4119 and encodes 1372 amino acids.